AGAGCAAAUCCCCAGAACAGCCAAUGUUGAAAACUUUGUCUAAAACCGCAAAACCUAGAUGCGGUGGUAGUCUACUCAGACUCUACCACUCGUCUGAACAUAUAGGAUCUAAUGUUAUUGUUGACAACAAUACUAUUGAAUCGAAAAUUUUAAGCAAGGCAUUAGAACAUAUUCCUAGAUAUGGAUUUAAAACUGGCAGUAUCACCAAAGCUAUUCGUGACUUGGAAUACCCCGACUCAAUUCAGUCAGUCAUUACUUCAAAUCCUAAGGGGAACUCUGCUGAAUUUCAACUAACUUUACACUGGUUAAAAUCCAAGAGACAAGAAUUAAACAAUUACGCUGCCGAAGACCCUGAAUUCAAUUCUAUAACCAAUGAAUACGAACGUGUUGCCAAGUUAAUUAAAACUAGACUAAUGAUGAAUUCUCCUGUUAUUGGCCAUUUACAUGAAGGGUUAUCUCAACUUGUGGUGCCUUAUAAUCUUCCUCAAUCAAUGGAAGAAUUGCACAAUCUCAGUGAUGAUAUCGCAUUUUUAGCAGGAGACAUGUCUCAUGAUUUUGCAUGGUAUAGUAAAAGAGCAGGAUUUUCAUCAAUCUACGUAAAAUCUGAAUUAUAUAUGCUUCAAGAUUCCAGUGCCAAUUUCAAGAAAACUAACAAAUUUGUUGAUGAAAAGGUUCGUGGCAUUAAGCAACUAGGCGCAGCUUAUAAUAGCGUCGAAGAAUGGGGGUUGUUUAAUGCUAUAAGUUUAGUUAAUCUUAUCAAGUCUCAACUCAUACGUGGGUAAACAUUGUACAUACGAAUAAUAUCAGUGGAUAGUUUAUAUGCAAAUUAGUAUAAGCUUUAUAUAUAUAUACACAUAUCUUAUGACUUACUGCCCCAAUUGUGCCCUUACAGCCAAUAACUUAUUUCUAGUUGUUUCUAUUUUCUUUUCUUGAUCAGCAAUUUUCGUUUCAACACGACUGAUUUCUCCUUCAAUAAAUUCAAUUCUUUUGGUAACAUUUAAUUUAGCUUCUGUGAAAUCUUGUGGCAAUAGCACUGGACCAGUUAAUUUAUAAAUCUUUGAAUCUUCAUUGAGAUUUUCAAAUUCAGCUAAUACGAUCUUAUUUUCUUGAUAUUGAGUUUCUAAUUGUGAUCUUGCGGAUAUUAAUUCAUUAAGUGAAUUUUGAUCAUUUGAAAAUUCCAACGAAAGUGAUUCGAAUUGUUGUUUGAUAUCAGACAUGGU
Molecule: messenger RNA, 1220 nt
Organism: Spathaspora passalidarum NRRL Y-27907
Lineage: Eukaryota; Fungi; Ascomycota; Pichiomycetes; Serinales; Debaryomycetaceae
Product: ubiquinone biosynthesis protein
Exons: 1
Biological process (GO): ubiquinone biosynthetic process
Cellular component (GO): mitochondrial inner membrane
Molecular function (GO): lipid binding
Source: RefSeq, a predicted model, not a curated record